Striga hermonthica is the source of this 2967-nucleotide messenger RNA. The record is from the annotation of a GenBank genome assembly. Lineage: Eukaryota; Viridiplantae; Streptophyta; Magnoliopsida; Lamiales; Orobanchaceae.
AUGAGCUCUGUUCAUUACAAAUCAGACGAUGAGUACUCGGUCGUUGGGGACAAGGGUGACAUUGGGUUCAUUGACUUCGACAACUGCAGGUCUGUCUGCAACUACAACCCGUCUGAAGAAAGUCAAAUAGUCAACAUCUCGGUCCCAUUCCCUUUGGUCAAUGGGAAGCCUCAGUCGGGAUUCGUGGGUGAGGCUAUCUCUGACUCGGUCAUCAUAAAGAACAUCAGCGGUGAGCCGCUCGACCUCUGGUCUGUCAGCAUUUAUGACUCGAAGCCCGAGAAUGCCUUCAAAAUUUCUCUAAUGGAGCCCCCGACAGCAAAAUCCGACGAGCAGUACAUCCAAGAUUUUGUCGAGUCAUUUUCCUUAGAGGAUAAGGUGAUUAGAGCGGAUCGGGAUUUGAAAAUCUGGCUUUCGUGCAAGCCUGAGGAGAUAGGGCUGUAUUCAGCAGCAGUGCAUUUCAGUGUAGGGGACGAGACUAUCGAGCGGCUGGUGUUCGUGCUUGCGGAGGAUAAAAUCUCCAAGUCUUUGACUUCGAACAAGCCAUACCAGAGGUCACGGAGAAAGAAACAGGACGUGGUGAGUGUGGAAGGUGGGUACGUGAGGGGCCGCCGGCCUUCAAAGGGUACUUCUAACGGGGGCGGGUAUAAGAGACGGCUGGAUGAUUACCUGAUUCCCGGGCAUAUUCGUGAGAUGUUAAGUAAUCAGCAGACGCCCGAUGAGGUUAGUGAUGGUUUGAGUGAGAGUAACUAUGGCAUGUUCUUCAAGACACUUCUUGCUAUGGAGGAGGUAAAAUUGGAGGAAGACAUGAGGGCGUAUGACAUGGAGUGCGUCACCUUGAAAAGAAAAUGGAACCAGUUUUUGUCUCUUGAAGUACCAGGACUGGCCGAGAAACGUCCUUCGCUUGUUAGUGGGGACUAUAUAUUCGUGAAGCUUGCUAGCGAAGAUCAAGAUGCGACUGUUGGUGCAUAUCAGGGUUUUAUCCACCGUGUAGAAGCUGAGGAAGUGUACCUGAAAUUCGAGCAGAAAUUCCACAACAACCACCGGGACAUUAACCUCUAUAACGUGCAGUUCACCUACAACCGCACGAACAUGCGCCGCCUCUACCAGGCGGUCGAGGCCGCUGAGUUACUACCCAGGAACUUCCUCUUCCCGACCGUUCCGCCCAAGCGGAGCCUCGUGGGCCCCAAACCCGUUGUCCCCAUCUCCUGCACCCUGAACGAGGAGCAGUUGAGUGCCAUCGAAAUGAUACUUGCACGCAGGGGCGGGCCCCCGUACUUGAUCCAUGGCCCGCCUGGGACGGGGAAGACCAUGACCCUCAUCGAGGCCAUCCUCCAAAUCUACCUAUCGAAAAAGAACGCCCGGGUCCUCGUGUGUGCGCCUUCGAACAGUGCAGCCGACCACAUCCUAGAGAGGCUCGUUGGCCAGGACUUGGUCGAGAUCAAGAAAAACGAGAUUUUCAGGCUCAACGCUUUAACCCGCCCCUUCGCGGACGUCAGCCCCGAUCACAUUGAGUUCUGCUUCGUGGAGGAUUCUGCCUUCAAGUGCCCGUCCAGGUGGGAUCUUGCCAAGUACAGGAUAAUUAUCUCCACCUACAUGAGCGCCUCCCUUCUUUACUCAGAGGGCGUCCGGCGUGGCCACUUCUCCUACUUUUUUAUGGAUGAGGCGGGCCAGGCCUCUGAGCCUGAGACGAUGGUCCCCCUCUCCAACCUCUAUUCCAAGGACAGCAUCGUGGUCCUCGCGGGUGACCCAAUGCAGCUGGGGCCCGUUGUGUUCUCUAGGGACGCUGAGUCCUGUGGCCUUGGAACCUCGUACCUGGAGAGGCUCUUUGGCUGCGGGCCCUAUGAGGGAGGAGGGGACGGGAGUUUCAUAACUAGGCUGGUCCGGAACUACCGAACCCAUGAGGCAAUUUUGAGGCUCCCGUCCAAGCUGUUCUACGAGGGGGAGCUCAUGGCUAAGGGUCUGGCCGAGGGUGAUAUUGGGGUCAUAACGCCUUACAGACAGCAGGUGUGCAAGAUACGGGGCGCGCUCGAAGCUCUUGACUGGUCGGGUAUUAAGGUUGGGAGUGUGGAGCAGUUUCAGGGGCAGGAGAAGCAGGUGAUUAUUAUAUCGACGGUGCGUUCAACUAUAAAGCAUAAUGAGUUUGAUAAGGUUCAUUAUCUGGGGUUCUUGAGCAAUCCGAGGAGGUUCAAUGUUGCCAUUACCCGGGCCAAGUCUUUGCUCCUGGUUAUUGGGAACCCGCAUAUACUGUGCAAGGAUCCGAACUGGAACAAUCUCUUAUGGUACUGUGUGGAAAACGGCUCUUAUAAGGGCUGCUUCCUUCCAGAGAAGGAGAUAUUCAUUGCUGAUGAACCUGUGAAAUUAGGUCCGACUGAUGGACAAUAUUACACGGGCUAUGAUGGUGAGAAUAAUUUUCAGUCUUCGAGUGGGAACUGGGAUGACGCAGGAGAUGGCUGGCAGAUGCCUGAAGCUCAGUGGGGCCCCACCGAAGAUAAUAAUGACCAGAGCUAUGACGUGAAGAACGACUUUCAGCCAUCCGAAGGGAAAUGGGAUGAGGAAGGAGAUAAAUGGAAGACUUCUGAUGUUGAUUGGUGCCUUGACGAGCAUAUUAAUAAUGAGACCUCUGGCGUGGAGAAUGGCUUCCCGCCCUCCAAUGGGAAACUGGAUGAGGAAGGGGAUAAAUGGAAGAAUUCUGAAGUCGAGUGGUGCCAGGAAGAACAUAGGAAAUGUAACGAAGUCCAGCUGAGCCUGCACACGGCUUGUGACGCAGGUGAAAUGGUGGCAGGGUUGGUUGACAUUGCAUUUCAUUUGCAUUCGACUGGGACGCCUGGCAUGUUGCAUGCACGAGGCAGAGACAUUGCAGUAUCUCGAUUUAUGGGAACACGAAAAGGAACCCGUCCAAUAAUAAUAAGGCACAGGCAGUCUUCACCUUUACUGAUUAGGCUUUUAAGUGAAGUACAACAAUCUUGA